Stegodyphus dumicola is the source of this 579-nucleotide messenger RNA. RefSeq lists its product as uncharacterized. The record is from RefSeq and is a predicted model, not a curated record. Lineage: Eukaryota; Metazoa; Arthropoda; Arachnida; Araneae; Eresidae.
UUUUGAUCCUGAUGUCACAACCCAGGGUUAGCAUAGCGGUUUCGGCCACUACACCACAGUAUCAAAUGGUACUUGAAUGUUUGUGUGAAGAUGGUCAGAAAAGUGUCAGAGACCGAGGAGGAGACAUACACCCCUUACUUUCGAUCCAGAUGCAGCACUACGCUCACGGGACAAAUGCCCGACAUGCAAACAGCUUUUGAAAAGGUGCUGGAUUCCUCGGAGAAAUUUCUGAAAAAAGGUUCAGGAUGGGUUUUAGACUCCAUCCAAUACAUAGAACUCAAGACCGCUAUUUACAAGCCUUUAGCUUCUUCCUCCUAUAUACCUCUACCGAAAGCCUUAGCCAGUAAACUGGCUGUUCUCAAUAUCCAGAAUGAGGACCACAAAUGUCUCGUCUGGAGUGUGUUAGCAGCCCUUCAUGCCGUUGAAGAUCAUAGAGAACUUGCAAACAGAGUAUCUCACUAUAAGCCAUAUGAAAACGAAAUCCAUGUAAAUGGUCAGUCUUUUCCCACCCCCAUUCACCAGCUGGACAAGUUCUAGAAAAUGAAAAGUUAGAAAAGUGUUAUUUGUGUUUUCUUCACA